CACCACAGUGAUGGGAGAACUCAGAAAUUGGGCGUUUUGGCGGGCUGUUCUAGCAGAGUUGAUCGGUAUGAUCCUCUUCAUAUUCAUCGGUAUAUCUUCUGCUAUCGGGAAUACAAAUAACUCCCAGCCUGACCAGGAGGUUAAAGUAGCGUUAGCCUUUGGUCUGGCCAUCGCCACGCUGGCCCAGAGUUUGGGCCACAUCAGUGGAGCCCACCUGAACCCAGCCAUCACCCUAGGUCUGCUGGUCAGCUGCCAGAUCAGUGUGUUCAAGGCAGUGUUCUACAUCCUGGCUCAGAUGCUGGGAGCUGUAGUAGCUAGUGCCAUAGUGUAUGGAGUCAAGCCGACAAACAUUGAUGCACUGGGGGUUAAUCACCUGAAUAAAAUAAGUGUUGGACAAGGGUUUGUCAUCGAGCUCCUGACCACCUUCCAGCUGGUCCUAUGUGUCAUAGCAGUGACUGAUAAAAGGCGUGGGGAUGUCACCGGUUCUGCCCCUCUAGCCAUCGGGCUCUCUGUGGGUCUGGGACAUCUUGCAGCAAUCAGUUUCACUGGAUGUGGCAUUAAUCCUGCUCGCUCAUUUGGGCCAGCUGUAAUCUACAAACAAUUUGGUGACCAUUGGGUGUACUGGCUGGGGCCGAUGUGUGGAGGUGUAGCAGCAGCCCUUAUCUAUGACUUCCUCCUGUAUCCUAGAAGUGAUGACUUCAGUAAGCGGAGGAAUGUUCUGGUCAGUGGGCCAGACAAGGAGAAUGAUGCCCCAGAGGAGGGCAGCAGUAGCCCCGGAACCAGUCAGUGGCCCAGAUAGGACAAGUUGACUAACAAUUAGCCUACCAAAUGUUGGAAAUUAUAAGCAGAAAAAUAUCUAAAUUGUGCUUAAAAACCUUGUUCUGCAGUCCCUGCCAGCCGCUGAAAGAUCCAUAUGUAGAAUUAAUUUAAACUGUCAGUUUGAUUUAUGCAGUUAUUUACUUUUAUUAUUGCUGUAACAGACAUGUUGUAUUGUGUUUCUGUUUGUCCUGUGUUGAAGGUUGAAACAUUUGUACACCUAGGGAACAGUUCAAAAUGUACUGUAAAAACUAAAUGCGCACCCUCCCCCCUAUAGAAUUAACAAGAAAUUAUGUUUUACGACCACAAAUAACUAUAGUGAGCCUGUGUUGUUUAACGUAGAUAUCGACUUUGCCACUUCAGCAUGCUUCUGUGGUACAGUCGAUGCCACGCAAGGCUACGGGCCAGAAGGUUGCGGGUUUGCUGACCACCACGGACGAGCUAACUCUCCCUGCGUUUCAUUAGAACUACACUACGAUCAGAGCCGGCCGCAGACAAUGAUCAUCCAGGUGGAAAUCAGAUUUAACAUGUUGAUAUAUAUUUAUAUUUAAAAUUAUAAUAUUUAUAAUAUAUAAUAUUUAUAAUUAUAUAAAAUAAAUGCAACAAAUAUAUGCAACACCACAAUCUGCACAGUUUGAAUGCUGGAAUUAUAUUUUGGAGGAAUGUGCGCAGGUAGCCUACAGGAGACUAGUAGCCUAAUCAGAUUAAAACAUUGUAACUGGUUGUGUUGAUGCCUGACAUAACAGAUAAUGCAGUUUAAAAGUGAAAUUAACAAUAUUUAGGCUAUAGGUUAUUGAAGCGUUAGGUUCUAGGUGUGCGACAGCAGAGCUGUCAAGCUUUCCUGAAUAACUGGGCCUGCUGGAAGCCUACUGUAUGUGGCCACAUUAUUAUAGGACGACUUGGGAGAAUGAGGAUCCGCAACAAACAGCGCAUCACAGUAUCAGAACUUAAAAUACAGCCAAACUGGCAUGCUACUGUGUUUUGUAUAUCUUAUAAACUGUCGAUUAGACCCACAACUGAUCCAAAUUGAAUGAAACAUUCAAAUCACAGGGUUUUUGCGCUGUAAUUCAAAUGACAUUUUCACAGCAGUUUACAGCCUAGAGUAGAGUGUUGUACUCACUUGAAAACUAUAAUGCAAAUAGGGAGGAUAAUUGUAUGGUCCCUAAUAUAAGAUCAAUAGGGGAGCUUUUUGAGCUGCGUGUCUGUCUUCACUGUUCUUUCAUGCUCAAUGAUGCACCCUGGCCUCUCCACUUAUAUUGAAAAUUGAUGCAGCUUUGAAUGAUUAUAUGAGUGGUAUGAUUGCUAGUUAGCAUAUUGCAGAUCUGGACAAACGAUCCACCUACCACUAUUGUCACUAUGAAUGGUGGAUAGAGGGCAGGAUAGACAGCAAAAAGCGUAGUGCAUAAGGGAAGUACCAAUACACCUUGAUAUAGGAGAGGCGCAUGCACGCAGAUGAGGAAAUUUGGCUAGGUUGGAAGAAAUUAUAUAUUAAAACCUGCAAAAGGGCAAAUAUAAACCUGGGGGAAAAACACAAUACCCUCCCGUAACCAAUAAAAAAAACACACAACCCUCCCCAAAGCAAAAAUAUAAGUUACAAAACGCUCCCCUAUUUUGGACAGCCCCAUUUAAUAUCAAACUGCCCCUACGAUAUUUACAUUUUCUUUGUUUUAUUCUUUGCUUUGUGGAAAUAAAGUAUUUUUUGUUAUUAAAGAAUAAACUGUA
This is a messenger RNA of Salmo salar (Atlantic salmon), 2538 nucleotides long. It is a transcript of the gene aqp1, whose product is annotated as Aquaporin-1. Gene Ontology annotation, molecular function: ammonium channel activity; water channel activity; carbon dioxide transmembrane transporter activity. Gene Ontology annotation, cellular component: membrane. The record is from RefSeq and is marked provisional. Gene Ontology annotation, biological process: hyperosmotic response; carbon dioxide transmembrane transport; renal water transport. Lineage: Eukaryota; Metazoa; Chordata; Actinopteri; Salmoniformes; Salmonidae.